Molecule: messenger RNA, 579 nt
Organism: Labeo rohita (rohu)
Lineage: Eukaryota; Metazoa; Chordata; Actinopteri; Cypriniformes; Cyprinidae
Gene: gcgb
Product: glucagon b
Exons: 4
Coding region: 87-464 (125 amino acids)
Biological process (GO): response to starvation
Cellular component (GO): extracellular region
Molecular function (GO): hormone activity; glucagon receptor binding
Source: RefSeq, a predicted model, not a curated record
UGGGAGCCAAGGAGGAGAAACCAGCAAGGAAAGAUUAAAAUCUCUGAUUUUAUUUCUCCGCGACGACCCAGCGCUAUCCAGGUAAGAUGAUGACAAGGAUCUACGCCUUCAUUGGACUUUUACUUCUUAUUCUGAUCCAGAGCAGCCUGCAGAUUCCCAUACAAGAAAACAUGGAAGAAAAUUCCAGCCUUAUGUCUGAGGACGCACUAUUUAAUGACCCCAGAGAAGUAAACAACAUGAAGAGACAUUCAGAAGGCACAUUCUCAAACGAUUACAGUAAAUACCUGGAGACCAGGAGAGCACAAGACUUCGUUCAGUGGUUAAUGAACUCCAAGAGAAGCGGAGUCCCCACACGACGACACGCAGACGGCACAUUCACCAGUGACGUCAGCUCUUACCUGCAGGACCAGGCGGCAAAAGAGUUUGUGUCCUGGCUGAAAACAGGGAGAGGACGACGCGAGUGAGGAUUCACAAGAUUAAAACUAGCCUGCAUAACUGUGAUAUUCGACGCUGUUUUAUAAUGACUAGUGCUGUCGGUUUCAUUGAAUCAUGCAAAUAAAUCUUUCUUCAAGAAUGGCA